AUGUCGCAGCAGCUCGUCUUCCAGCUGUCCGGGACCUGCAAUGAGUACCCGUGGGGCAAGAAGGGCAACGACUCGCUGGCAGCCCGCCUCUGUGCUCAGACACCGGGCACCGACUUCAAGAUAGAGCCGUCGCAUUACUACUCAGAGAUGUGGUUUGGGGACUACAACGACUUCCCCGCCCGCAAGCUCGAGACUGGCGAGCUGCUCUCCGACGUCCUCCAGGCCAACAAGAAGCAGCUGCUGGGCAAGAAGGUCAUCGAGCACUACGAUGCCCAACUGCCCUUCCUACCCAAGAUCUUGUCCAUCGCCAAGGCACUGCCGCUGCAGAUUCACCCUAACAAGGACCUCGCAACCAAGCUUCACAAGAAGGAUCCCGAAAACUUCACAGAUCCUAACCACAAGCCCGAGAUUGCCGUGGCCCUCUCCAAGUUUGAGGUGUUCGCUGGCUUCAAGCCCCUGGAUGAGAUCGCGCCUCUAUUCAAGCUGCAGCCGCUCCAGCAGUUCAACCCGGAUGCGGCUGACAAGUGGACGAAUGAGACGUUGCGCAGUGUGACCAAGAACAUGCUCAAGGCGGAUCUGCAAACAGUCAAGAAGGUCCAGACUGAGCUUUCGAAGAUACCGAAGAGCGAACUCGGUGACGCAUCAUACAUAUUGGACCUUCUCCCUCGUCUCCAAGAUCAAUAUGGCCCGGAAGAUGCUGGCAGUCUCGUCGCUCUCCUGUGUAUGAACUUCAUGGUCUUCCAGGCAGGUGACGCCAUUUACAUCCCCGCCGACGGAAUCCAUGCGUACCUUUCUGGAGAUAUCGUCGAGUGCAUGGCGAGAUCGAACAACGUGUUGAAUGUUGGCUUCUGCCCCCCAGCCGACCGCAACAACGUCGACAUGUUUGCGAACACCCUAACCUUCAAAGCCCACAGCAAAGAAGAUGUCAUCCUCCCAAGUCAGAAGAGCGAGAAGAGUAAAAACGGCAAGACCGUGGUCUAUAAGCCGCCCAUGAACGAGUUCGACAUGUUCAAGGCGGACCUGAGCGCUGGAGACACAGAGGAACUGAAGGCUUGCGAGGGACCGGGCGUCAUGAUCGUCACGUCCGGCGAGGGACUCAUGAAGGCAGAGGGGCAGGAGUUCCAACUGAAGACGGGCUACAUCUUCUUCGUCGCCCCGGGCGUCUCGGUCCAGUGGGAGAGUCAGAAGGGCAUGCAGAUCCACAUGGCUGUUAUCUAG
Anthostomella pinea is the source of this 1218-nucleotide messenger RNA. NCBI's taxonomy places the organism in Eukaryota, Fungi, Ascomycota, Sordariomycetes, Xylariales, Xylariaceae. The record is from the annotation of a GenBank genome assembly.